This is a messenger RNA of Pteronotus mesoamericanus, 399 nucleotides long. It is a transcript of the gene FABP2, whose product is annotated as fatty acid binding protein 2. The coding region runs from base 1 to 399 and encodes 132 amino acids. The transcript is spliced from 4 exons. Gene Ontology annotation, cellular component: cytosol; nucleus. Gene Ontology annotation, biological process: fatty acid transport. The record is from RefSeq and is a predicted model, not a curated record. Gene Ontology annotation, molecular function: long-chain fatty acid binding. Lineage: Eukaryota; Metazoa; Chordata; Mammalia; Chiroptera; Mormoopidae.
AUGGCUUUCGACGGGACUUGGAAUAUCAACCGCAAUGAGAACUAUGACAAGUUCAUGGAAAAAAUGGGUAUCAACAUUGUGAAGAGGAAGCUGGCAGCCCACGACAACUUGAAACUGAUCAUUACACAAGAAGGAAACAAAUUCACAGUCAAAGAAUCUAGCACUUUCCGGAACGCUGAGAUCGUUUUUGAGCUUGGUGUUGCUUUUAAUUACAGCCUAGCGGAUGGAACUGAACUCAGUGGGGCCUGGAACCUGGAGGGAGGUAAACUGGUUGGCAAAUUCAAGCGCGUAGACAAUGGAAAUGAGCUGAACGCAAUCCGCGAGGUUGUCGGCGGCGAACUGGUCCAGACUUACGUGUACGAAGGCGUCGAAGCCAAGCGGAUCUUCAAGAAGGAGUGA